UUCACACUGAAAGAAAUAAGUAUUGAUCCACGAUAAGCCAGCUUUUGGCUCAUUUUUUCAAAUAGACUUUGAGUCAACAGUUCUUCUCCAAUAGUUUCGCGUGCGCGGUCGCGGCAUCAGCAUACACGUUUCCGAAGACAUACCAGGGAGAUCUGUUCAGAAAGCACGCCCGAAUUUCCACUAGCUUGGUUCCCUAUUUCUAGAACUCCUUUAUCCAAAUAUGUUCAAGUCUCGCCCUUUGGCUCUGGUGGCUAGCAUUAUCAGGCAGCGUGCGGCCACACUCAAAUCGGUUUCUCGGCUUUCAAGAGCUCGUGUAUUACUGGUCAGAAACUCCAGCCAUGCUGUGAUAGUACCCAGAAGAGGCUACGUGAUUUCCACCGAUGGCACCAAUAUCGAGAAUCUUAUCGACCAGAUAUCUGACGCGCAGUACAGUCGAAUUGCGAAUGAGUAUUUAGAGACGUUGAGUGAAGACAUGGAAGAUUUGUGUGACGAGUUUCCUCAAAUCGAUGUGGAGCUCACUCAAGGAGUAAUGACGUUGACUGUUGCGGAAGGAAAAACGUAUGUAAUCAACAGACAGCCUCCCAACAAGCAGAUCUGGCUCAGUAGUCCUUACAGUGGUCCAAAGCGCUACGAUUUGAUUGGAGGCCGGUGGAUCACUUUGAGAGAUAAUUCGAGCUUGACGGAUCUUCUACAGGAGGAGUUGGGAGCAGAGCUUGGCCAGGAAAUCAGCUUGAAUGUCCAGCUGUAGGACCCGACGCUGAGGUGGGCGAAGAAUGUCUCACAUUGUAUAUAUUGAUUCCAACAUGAAGCCAGCCAGGUAGUAUAUCUUUCAAUUUAGCUUGUAUUUCACCAUGCUAUGAUUGGCAAGAGCCAGCUGGCGCUGGCGAAAGCCCCCUAUUCCCCAAUGGCCAGCGACUGUUUGUCGCAUCUUGUGAUGACGCCGCUUGAGAGCGUGCUUUAUUUUACACGUCCGCCCGAAUUAUUGCACGAGCCUGCCAUUUUCUGGAAAGAAGGGUGGGCCGCCUUGAAAGCAGUAGGAAUGCUCGCAGUGCUACUUUGAGUAGUGACUGAGCCACUUUUGGUCAAGCCUUGGAAUGCCUUCGAAGGCAUACAUGCGGAUACCCGCAGCCACAAGGAUUAAUAAAGAAUGAUACAGCAGACAGUAUAUCCAGGAAAACAU
Metschnikowia bicuspidata var. bicuspidata NRRL YB-4993 is the source of this 1180-nucleotide messenger RNA. RefSeq names its product ferroxidase (gene YFH1). Gene Ontology annotation, biological process: iron incorporation into metallo-sulfur cluster; intracellular iron ion homeostasis. The record is from RefSeq and is a predicted model, not a curated record. The coding region runs from base 221 to 748 and encodes 175 amino acids. Lineage: Eukaryota; Fungi; Ascomycota; Pichiomycetes; Serinales; Metschnikowiaceae. Gene Ontology annotation, cellular component: mitochondrion. The transcript has a single exon. Gene Ontology annotation, molecular function: iron chaperone activity; 2 iron, 2 sulfur cluster binding; ferroxidase activity.